UUUAUGAAAAUAUGCUGGUGGAGCUGCCAUUUGCUAGUUUUUUCCUCUCAAAAUUACUGGGGACAAGCGCUGAUGUUGACAUUCAUCAUUUAGCUUCAUUAGAUCCAGAAAUGUACAAAAAUUUGCUUUUUCUGAAGAGCUAUGAGGGGGAUGUGGAAGAACUUGGACUAAACUUCACUGUGGUGAAUAAUGAUCUUGGGGAAGCACAGGUGGUUGAGCUGAAGCCAGGUGGAAAAGAUAUUCCCGUUACCAGCGCGAACCGAAUUGCUUACAUCCAUUUGGUGGCAGACUACAGGUUAAACAAACAAAUUCGACAACAUUGCCUGGCUUUCCGUCAGGGACUGGCCAAUGUUGUGAAUCUUGAAUGGCUUCGAAUGUUCGAUCAACAGGAAAUACAGGUUCUGAUUUCUGGUGCCCAGGUUCCUAUUAGUUUGGAUGACCUUAAAUCUUUCACAAACUAUUCAGGUGGCUACACAGCAGACCAUCCUGUAAUUAAAAUAUUCUGGAGAGUUGUAGAAAGCUUCACCGAUGAAGAGAAACGCAAACUACUCAAGUUUGUAACAAGCUGCUCUCGACCGCCUCUUCUGGGGUUUAAGGAGUUAUAUCCUGCAUUUUGCAUUCACAAUGGAGGAUCUGAUCUAGACAGGCUACCUACUGCCAGUACCUGCAUGAACUUGCUGAAGCUUCCCGAGUUUUACGACGAAAAUCUUAUGCGAAGCAAGCUUCUUUAUGCCAUUGAAUGUGCAGCUGGAUUUGAAUUAAGCUGAGUCGAACUGAUGCUCAUUUGGAUGAUCUGCAGAGGAACUAACCAGUGCCUACUCUACAAGCAGCACCCAUACCCAAGCAGUUUUAAGGGAAUUCUGUCUAAAAUUUCUGUGUCUUAUCAAAUAGGUUUCAUUUUUAAACACGAUUUCUUAGUUAGCUUUCAUGAAUUAAUAUUCCAUUGACACUGCUUUCUGAUUCAAAACAAUGAAUGCCGUGUGCAGAGUGGCUGUUUUCUGUGUUUAUGCGAAGAAGGAGCACAUCUAAAGAACAGUGACAUCUCAGUGAAAUUAACCAAAGAUGAAGCUUUGGCCUUGUGCUGUUCAAACAUAAAUAAUUUCCCAAACUGGCAAUAAAGUUGUGUACCAUGCAUUGGCAUUAGACAGGACUAACAUCCUGUAAUUAAUCUUUUAGGUGGAAGUGAAGCAGGUGUUUGCAGAUAUCCUAGAAAUGAGCAUGAAAAUGCUCAUUACUGAUAACCUAACAUCUUUACUUGUAGAAUUGUUUACAAAUCAUAGUUGUUGCAGAACUGGUUUUGUACUAUCUUCCCUCAAGAUGGUAGGCACUGAGAUAAAGCGUUUAUAAAUAUUCAGUUUGUGCUUUCUGAAAUACUUCGGAGAAAUUGGAUUCGCAUUAGUUUAAGUUUAACCUUUGGCUGCAUCAUUGUCACUUGAACACUGUGGUGAGUGGAUGUGACUAUCCAUGUGUUCUCUGUCCUGUUACUGUCCUUUGUGUCUGUACAGAUUUUUUUUUGAAAUGUAUCAGACUCCUAUUGCAUACACAGUACAUACAAAAAUCAUCACUUUGAAAAAAUACACAUAUGUAACAAUUAUUAAAAUUAUUUGAAC
Molecule: messenger RNA, 1610 nt
Organism: Apaloderma vittatum (bar-tailed trogon)
Lineage: Eukaryota; Metazoa; Chordata; Aves; Trogoniformes; Trogonidae
Product: ubiquitin-protein ligase E3C-like
Exons: 5
Coding region: 12-767 (251 amino acids)
Biological process (GO): protein polyubiquitination; ubiquitin-dependent protein catabolic process
Molecular function (GO): ubiquitin protein ligase activity
Source: RefSeq, a predicted model, not a curated record